Molecule: messenger RNA, 4086 nt
Organism: Pleuronectes platessa (European plaice)
Lineage: Eukaryota; Metazoa; Chordata; Actinopteri; Pleuronectiformes; Pleuronectidae
Product: immunoglobulin-like and fibronectin type III domain-containing protein 1
Exons: 24
Coding region: 1-4086 (1361 amino acids)
Molecular function (GO): protein binding
Source: RefSeq, a predicted model, not a curated record
AUGUUUAAGAUACGCAGAAACAAAGAUGAGGAGCCAACCGCUCCAGGGCAGGUGAGAAUUAAAAAGAAGUCGAACGUGCCGGGAGUUAUGAUCACCCAAUACGUGGAGGAACUCCCAGAAGACAUGAGCACGCCAGAUUUCACUCGGAAACCAAUCUCUCUGACACUUCAAGAAGGAAAACCGGCGACCUUCAGAGCAGUAGUUACUGGAAAACCAACACCAGUAGUGACCUGGUUGAGAAACAAUGGAGACAUUGAUGAAGGGUACAAUAUCUCCUUCGAUGCAGGUUCUGGUGAAUACCAGCUACAGCUGCCGGACGUAUCGGUGGAUCAAGCCGACACGUACAAGUGCUUAGCGAAAAAUGAAUUUGGAAAAGCUAUUGUCACCGCAACCCUUAACGUUAUUGAAGUUGGCUUCAAAAAGAGCAAAGCUUUGCAACAGUCCAGGACAGCCGUCCGGGAAGUACCAGAGGAUUUCAAAAAGACCUUGAAAACAGUGGUUGACACUGAGCCGAAAGAGGAGGAAAAACCCGUAAUGGAUGAAAAGUUUUGGGAAGAGUUGAUGAGUUCAGACAAGAAAGACUAUGAGAGCGUCUGUGCGCGGUACGGGAUCACCAAUUUCCGUUGGAUGCUGAAAAAACUAAGUGAGAUGAAGGAAGAGAGGGAGCAAGAAGAAGUGAAGGUUGUUGAAAGACGUGGCAUACUGAAGGCCGUUGAAUUGAAACCUGUUGAUGAUUCAGACAUUGAAGUUGAAGCGCCUGUCUGCAAAAUCUUCCUAUUUAAGGAUGGAGUUAUGAUUCCUUUUGAUGCUGAAACAGAGAUAAAACAUGGAUUGAAGCAAGUGGGAAAGAAGUUUAGCAUGAAUGGUGUCGACAUGGAGGAUGCGGGAUUGUGCGAAGUGGAGAUUGAUGGAAUUAGGAUCUUCUCAGCUGAUUUGAAGAUUCCCCCUUUAGAAUUCUUGGUUAAAUUGGAAGACGUGAAGGCAGAGGAGAGAGAGGACGCCAUGUUCGAGUGCCUCAUCUCUCAACCUAUGAAAAAGAUAACUUGGAAGUUUAAAAACACCCCACUGGAGCAAGGGGAAAAAUAUGACAUCCUUGUGUCCGACGACAUGCUGAUCCACACGUUGGUGGUGAAGGACUGCCAGCCACUGGAUAAAGGAAUCUAUGCCGCAGUGGUUGGACUUGCAUCUUGCAGUGCCUGGCUUAUAGUGGAAGUGGACAAAGAUCUGAACGCGAAAGGGAAGAAGAAAGCUCGCAAAACAACCCGGGCAGGUGGUGGUGGUGCUGAUCUGUUGUUGAUAGCUCAAGAGCAAAAUGCUAAGGUACAGAAGGAGAGGGAUGAGAUGAUUGCAAAGUUAAAAGCGGAGGCAGUAGCCGCCGCUGCUAAGGCUGCAGCUGAGAAGGCAGAGGCCGCAGCUAGAGCUAAAGCUGAAGCUGAAGCCAAAGCCAAAGCUAAAGCAGAAGCUAAGGCAGAAGCCAAAGCUAAAGCCAGACCAGAAGCAGAAGCAGAAGCCAAAGGGAAGCCAAAAGCAGGGGCAAAGGUUAAGGCAAAGGCAGAAGAUGAGGAGGCAGAAGAUGAGGAGGCAGAAGAUGAGGAGGAGGAAGAGGAAGUGUCCGAAGCAGCUGAAUCUACUCCAUCACAACCAAAGAAAAAGAAAAGAAAGAGAGUGAGGACAGGCCCACUUGUUCCUGAUACAGUCAUCGACCCUGGAGUUUUCUUCACCGGUGGACUUUCGGAUGUAAACGCCAUCAUCGGCACUGAUGCAGAAUUGGUGUGCAGACUGAGCAGCGAGGAAUGUGAUGGAGUUUGGUUCAAAGAAGGGAUAGAGAUAACAGCUACAGAUGACGUCUGUAUCGUUAAAGACGGGACUUAUCGCAAACUAAUUAUCAAAAACUGCCAAGAAGAGGAUGCUGGGAAGUACCGAUGUGAAGCCGAUGGGCGUAAAACAGAAGCUGUGCUAAUUAUUGAAGAUCCUCCGAGAAUAAACACAGAUGACCUUGCUGUGUUCAUAAAACCGGUCACGAUCAAAUCUGGGAAAGAGGCAGUGUUUAAUGUGUCCUUUGUUGGCCGGGAGCCCAUGAAGAUCCAGUGGUACAAUGAGGGCGAGGAGCUGCUGGAGGACGCCAACAUCAAGAUUGAAAAAUCGUCCUCAAACAGUCGUCUGGUUCUCACCAAGUGCCAACGCAAGACCACAGGAGAAAUUAAGAUUAAGAUCAGAAAUGAAUUUGGGAAAGCUGAGGCUACUACACAGCUUAAUGUCUUAGAUAAGCCGACCCCACCCAUGGGCCCUGUGGAUAUAAUUGAAAGCUCAUCAUCUUGCAUUGACUUCAAAUGGCGGCCUCCCAAAGACAGCGGCGGCUGCCCCAUCACGGACUACGUCAUGGAGCGACAGCAAAUCGGCCGAAACAGCUGGAAAAAACUAGGCAAGAUUGGCCCGGAGCCCAAAUACAGGGACACCGAUGUGGAUCAUGGCAGAAAGUACUGCUACCAUGUCAGGGCUGAAACCGAUCAUGGCAUCAGUGAAAUGAUGGAAACAGACGACAUUCAGGCAGGGACAAAGGCUUACCCUGGUGCUCCUUCUAUGCCAAAGAUUGUUAGUGCUUUCAAAGACUGCAUCAAUCUUGCUUGGUCUGAGCCCACUAACACCGGAGGAACCAACAUUUCCGGUUACAACGUGGAGAAACGCAAAAACGGCAGUAAUCUGUGGGGCCUCGUCAACCCGCCUCUGGAGCCCAUUAAAGAGAGCACGUACGCAGUAAAGGAUGUUGUUGAGGGCUUCUCGUAUGAGUUCCGUGUAUCAGCAAUCAACAUUUCUGGAGCCGGAGAACCAAGCGCACCCUCUGAAUUCGUGUUUGCAAGAGAUCCAAAAAAGCCCCCUGGUAAAGUCCUUGACUUGAGGGUGACCGACUCCACGUACACCACCUUAUCUCUGGCCUGGACGAAACCCAUCGAGGAGGAAGGGGUCCAGGAUGAGGCCAAAGGAUACCUCGUGGAGCUCAGACCGGCUGAAAACCCAGAGUGGAGUAGCUGUAACUCCAGUCCAAUCAUUAUCAACUCUUAUACUAUUAUGGGUCUGAAGUCUAUGGCCAUGUACUGGGUUAGAGUUGUAGCCACCAAUGAGGGUGGGGAUGGUGAGCCUCAAGAUUUGGACAACUACAUCAUUGCUAUGCCACCUCCAGUGAGACCUCAAUUCACUGACAAAAAACUUAAGAACUUCAUGGUAAUGAAAGCUGGGAACGCUGCUCGAGUCAACUUUAACUUUCAGGCCUCUCCAGUACCAAUUAUUAAUUGGCUCAAGGACGGCUUGCCUGUGCCCAAGCAUGUGACGGUGAGCAACACGGACACAUCAUCGCAGCUGAUGAUCUUCUCAUCAGAACGCCAGGACACAGGAAUCUACACUAUAAUUGUGAAGAACCUUGUCGGUCAAGAAACCUCCAGUGUGGAAAUAAGAAUUACAGAUGACCCGAAGCCUCCAGGCCCCGUGGAGCUGGACGAGAACGUGUCGGGAACAGUGACAGUCUCCUGGACCCCGUCUCCAGAUGAGAAGAAAGACGACAGGCUGCACUACAUGAUCACCAAGCGGGAUUCCGAGAAGCGUACCUGGCAAAUCAUGGCAGACCAUCUCUUCAAUAACAAGUUCACUGCCAUCAACAUCAUGCCGGGGAGACAGUAUCAGUUCCGGGUCUACGCCAAGAACGACAUGGGACUCUCCGAUCCCUCCGAGUCUGCAAGAUGGGAAGUGAAGAGAGCGAAAGAGAUAUUUACCGUGAACGUCCCAGCCUCUAAGGACUGCAGCUUCGAGACGCCGCCAUCAUUCUCCGUUCCGCUGAAAACGCACAACAGUCCGGAGAAGUACGAGUGCUACAUGAGUUGUGCAGUGACGGGAAAUCCCAGACCCUAUAUCACCUGGUACAGGAACAACAUCAGCCUGAACACCAACACCAACUACCACAUCACCAACACCUGCGGGGUGUGCUCCAUGGUGAUCCUCAAAGUCGGGCCGAAGGACAGUGGAGAUUACAUGGUCGUAGCGGAAAAUAAUCUGGGCAGAGUGGAGUGCACAACCAAACUUGUUGUUAAAGAUUGA